Molecule: messenger RNA, 4229 nt
Organism: Daucus carota subsp. sativus
Lineage: Eukaryota; Viridiplantae; Streptophyta; Magnoliopsida; Apiales; Apiaceae
Product: G-type lectin S-receptor-like serine/threonine-protein kinase At4g27290
Exons: 7
Coding region: 87-2525 (812 amino acids)
Biological process (GO): recognition of pollen; protein phosphorylation
Molecular function (GO): ATP binding; protein serine/threonine kinase activity
Source: RefSeq, a predicted model, not a curated record
CUUAAUGUCAAUUCUCUUUUGAUUUUUCAACAAUAUGCACUUAGACCACUCAAACAACUACCACUAAACCACUUAAACAACCAGCAAUGGAUGUAUCUGCCAUCAUUCUGUUGUUCUGCUUCACUUUUUCAUCCACCUUGAUAAACCCUGUUGCAGAAGACACAAUAACAGCCCAUCAGACCAUUAAGGACGGCGAAACCAUCGUUUCAAGCGGGGGAGAAUUUGAGCUGGGAUUUUUCAGCCCUGGUAGUUCUACGAAUCGAUAUCUGGGUAUCUGGUACAAGAGAAUAUCCAAGGGGACUGUUGUAUGGGUUGCUAACAGGGAUACUCCUAUUAGUAAUUCUGCAGGUGUUUUAAGGGUCAAUGACAAGGGAAUUAUUUUGCAGACAGAUGACAGGAUCAUAUGGUCAUCGAAUAUUAACAUAUCGGUGAAGAAUCCUGUUGCAAGACUAUUAGAUUCAGGGAAUUUGGUUGUAAGGGAUGGUGAUCAUGGUAUGAAAAAUGCAGGGGAUUUUAUUUGGCAGAGUUUCGAUCAUCCUGUAGAUACAUUGCUCCCUGGCAUGAAAUAUGGAAUAAACUUGGUGACUGGCCUAGACACCUACUUUACAGCAUGGAAAAGUGUUGAUGAUCCAUCCACGGGGAGGUUCAGUAAACGACUUGAUCCUAAUGGUUUUCCGCAGUAUUUUCUGUUGAAAGGUUCUGUAAAAUGGUCCAGGAGUGGACCAUGGAUUGGUGGCCAGUUCAGUGGGUAUCCAAAGGGUAAUCCAAAUGGUAUAUAUUUAGACAAGUUUGUUUUCAAUGAGAAGGAAAUUUAUUACCAGUUUGAUCUCGUCAAUAGAACUUCUGCUGUGAUAAGGUUCAUGUUAUCUCCCAAUGGAGAAAUUAAGCUUCUUGUGUGGAAUUAUCAAAAUCAAAUUUGGAAGGUAUAUGUCACCUUGACCAUCACUGACUGUGAUCGUUAUGGAUUUUGUGGUGCUUAUGGUAUCUGUAACAUUAACAGCUCACCGAGAUGUGAAUGUAUGAGAGGAUUCGUUCCUAAAUUCCCAGAGAAGUGGAAGGCAGUAGAUUGGUCUAGUGGAUGUGUUCGCGAGAAAAAACUAGACUGUGAGACUGAAGCAGGGUUUAUAAAAUAUUCUGGUGUGAAGUUGCCAGAUACACGACACUCAUGGUAUGAUAUGAGAAUUAGUCUGGAAGAAUGUUACAGGCUGUGUCUGAAAAACUGUUCGUGUACAGCUUAUGCGAAUGCAGAUAUUAAGCGUGGAUGCAUUCUAUGGUUUGAUGAUUUAAUUGAUGUUUUAGGCUACGCAGAAGGACAAGAUUUAUAUGUCAGAAUGCCAAAAUCUGAAUUAGAUAGUCAGGGACUCGAAGCUAAGAGGCAUAUAUGGAUCAUUCUAUUUCCCUUCGCAAUUGCUCUAGUGAUAUCCCUAUAUUUGUUUAGAAAGAGAAAACAGAAGGGAGAAGAAAAAUUGAAAUCCAGUUCAGAAGGUGUUGCCUUGAACAAUAUUGAGAGUGAAGAUUUGGAGUUGCCUUUAGUGGACUUUCAAAUAAUUGCAAAUGCCACAGAUAACUUCUCCCCAGAUAAGAAGCUUGGAGAGGGAGGUUUUGGACCCGUCUACAAGGGCCUGCUGAAGAACGGACAAGAGAUAGCAGUCAAAAGGCUUUCGAAGAACUCUGAUCAAGGACUAGAUGAGUUCAUAAAUGAAGUUUCUUGUAUUGCAAAACUUCAGCACAGAAAUCUUGUGACACUUCUUGGUUGCUGCACAGAAAAAGGAGAAAGAAUAUUGAUAUAUGAAUAUAUGGCUAAUAAGAGUUUAGAUGCUUUCAUUUUUGAUGAAGAAAUAGGAAAAUCAGUGGACUGGCCAGAACGAUACAACAUAAUCAUUGGCAUUGCUAGGGGGCUUCUAUAUCUUCAUCAAGAUUCAAAGCUGAGAAUCAUUCAUAGAGACCUCAAAGCUAGUAAUAUUUUACUUGACCAUGAGAUGAAUCCAAAGAUUUCAGACUUUGGCAUGGCGAGAUGUUUUAAAGGAAGUCAAACUGGAGCAAAUACAUCAAGAAUUGUUGGGACAUACGGUUACAUGCCCCCUGAGUAUGCUAUUGACGGACAGUUCUCUAUCAAAUCUGAUGUAUAUAGCUUUGGUGUUUUACUCAUAGAAAUAGUGAGUGGACAGAAAAACAGAUUAUUCAGUCAUCCUGAUCACAGCUUCAACCUACUCGGGCAUGCAUGGAAGAGUUAUAAUGAAGGUAAGCUUAUAGGGCUAAUCAAUAAGGCGAUCCUGGAGUCAACUAACCAGAAAGAAGUGUUUCGUGUUAUCCAAAUUGGACUCCUUUGCGUUCAGGAGGAUCCGAUAGACAGGCCAGUUAUGUCCCAGGUGGUUCUGAUGUUGAGCAGUAAGAUGAAACUGCCUCAUCCCAAGAAACCUGGUUUCUUCACGGAGAGAAAAUUUCAUGACAGAGAUCAUUUAUUGAUCAACUUUAGUUCAUCAGGCAACAAUUUGACAAUCACCUCUAUUCUGCCUCGACAAUAGUCUUUCCACGUGCAACCUUGAUGAGUUAAGAGAUUAAGAAAUUGAGCUGUCCUGAUGGUUCGAACCAAACAAGCAAGUGAUGAUGAACCAGCAUAUAUGGAUAGCCAUCUGUUUUCAACAUGAAAUAUUGGGUAAUUCUUGAGCAUUAUUCUUUAAUUUUCCUAGUUUAGUCAUUAGUGUGACCAGUACUAAGUGCCUGUUUGCCCACGAGUACUUCUGGCUUUUUUCGAUAAGAAACCGGCUUCUACUUUUCUUGACCCAUUUGUGUAAAAAGUCAGAAGUACUUAUAAGAAGUUGAAAAUGCUGUUUUUUUUUCCAGGGUUUCUACUUCUUUCCCAAACAGUUUAAUGACUUAUAAGUCUUAAUUUACUUCUCACUUCCAGUUCACUCUUUUACUUGAAGCAAUAAGCACUUUUUUUAAGCUUACCCGAACGGCCCCUAAAUAUGGCACUCUUUACCUGUAACUAUUGAAGAUACAGUCAGGGUUCAACUCAUAUCUGUUGCUACAAAUUUGAAAAUAGUGCCUCGUUUAUUUAGAUGGUUAACGUUAUAAAACAUAAGGAAAAUGCUUGGUGCACAUAAUUGUGUACAAAAACAUGUACAUAAUGACAUGUGGCAGAUUUUAAUUAGAUGGCCCCCCUGCAUUUACACCAACCACCCCAAUUAAAAUCCACCACAUCAUUUGCCACAUCAUUAUGUACAAAUUUUCUGUACACAAUUAUGUGCACCUAGCACUGCUCAAAACAUAAACCCUGAAGCUGAACCCAUCAGCACUAUAUGAGAAUUUUUGUUACAUUGCUUAUUACAGUGACAUAUUAUCCAUACAUGUAUAAAUUUAACCACUGUGAUAUUAAUUUGUUCGCUUAUUAUAUCUUUUUAUGCUUUAAAACAAUAACGAGAUUUAUGCUUAUAAUUAUACACAUGCACAUGUCAUGCAUAGUUGAGUCACUUUUUAUUCCAUUCAGCAAACAAACACAGAAGUACUGGAUCUUAAGCAUCACUCGCCCAGCAACAUAAAAGUACUUGUCACACAAUUAACAUACACCAGAAAGUCAUAGAAAUCACACACUCACACUCACACACAUAGACGUGAUUAAUUUGCAAUGAGAUAGGCCUCAACAGCCUUGAAUACUGAUAUGUUCUGCUCCUCGGAAUACUUAAUGUUCUCUUCUGGGACCACAGCAUCACCUUUGGUGUGGAAUAUGGUCGUAGUCUUGGUGGUGCUUCCUCCGUCAGCAUCUGGCACAACGACAAGAUGAGUUUCAACUUUGUCAAUGAGACCCAACAGAACGUCUCCAUCGAUGAUGCUGUAUUCGACGGUGCAUGCCUCCUUGUCCAGGGCAUCAGUUCUAAGGGUCAUUGUGGUGAUCGGGCCACCUGAAUAUUCAUACAAGUACAUAAAACUAAUUUAAUGAGAUUUAUUAAUAUACAUUUUAUAUGAACCUACGUACUGAUAACCAAGUAGUUGAUAUAUAUAGAAGAAACUAACCAUCAGGAAGAGUGAUGUGUUUGAUGGUUCCGACUCCACCAUCACCUUUGAUUUCGACAUUUUUGUAAGCCCCGGGAGCAGCCUUGGGGAAAAUGGUAUCAACAUCGACGAUCAAGCCAUAGAAUAUUUUCUCUGCUGAUAGAGAGGAGGUAAUUUCUUGUUCGUGCUUCUGGAGACCCAUGAUUUUUUAGGAGAAUGAAAGUUGAAUAUAUGAG